Messenger RNA from Marasmius oreades (fairy-ring Marasmius), 1390 nucleotides. RefSeq lists its product as uncharacterized. Gene Ontology annotation, biological process: response to endoplasmic reticulum stress. Lineage: Eukaryota; Fungi; Basidiomycota; Agaricomycetes; Agaricales; Marasmiaceae. Gene Ontology annotation, molecular function: protein-disulfide reductase activity; protein disulfide isomerase activity. Gene Ontology annotation, cellular component: endoplasmic reticulum lumen. Bases 251 to 1288 code for a protein of 345 amino acids. The record is from RefSeq and is a predicted model, not a curated record. The transcript is spliced from 7 exons.
AGCCUGUGUCUCUUCAUCUUUCCUGAGCCCUCCUGUUUUACUUUCCUCAUCAAUGAGAUGCUCCAGAAACUCGCGAGAACGGUUACCGGAACAUGAGGGACUUCAACCUGAGCAGGAAUAACGGACACGUGGCCCACCUCACUUCCACGUCAGCCCAGAAUUUCCUAUCAACCUCGCAGACGUGUCCUUAAUCUCCCGCCGUCACCUUCGCCUUCACUUUCCAUUCCAAAUCUGCGAGUCGUUAUAUGCAAUGCCCCCACUUUCACUGAUAUCAAUUGCUUUGGCAUUAGGACCUUUACUGGUCUCAGCAGGACUGUUUGCUAAGAAUUCGGGAGUUACGAUGUUGGAUCAGAAAGCGUUCAAAAAAGUUAUGAAAGCUGAUGAAACGAGUAUGGUAGCAUUCGUCGCGCCUUGGUGUGGGCACUGUCAAAGAAUGACGCCCGAAUUCAGCAAAGCUGCGAAGAACUUGUCUCCUCUGAUACCGUUCUAUGCCGUCGAUUGCGAUGAUGAUCAAAACAAAUCUCUAUGUGCAGAGCAGGGUGUCCAAGGAUUCCCAACAGUAAAGGUCUUCCCGCGAGGUACAGCCGCGCCACCGAUGCUCUAUCAAGGCGAACGUACCGCCAGUGCAUUCGUCAAUUACGUCUCUUUGCGUGUUCCUCAAAGCAAUAACGCGAAACUUUCGUCAGUAGACGGUGUUGAAGCAUGGAUAGAGAAGACUUCCGAAUCAUCGAAACCUCGUGCUCUUCUUUUGACUAAAGAAAAGAAGGUUCCUACUCUAUGGAAAGUUAUUGCUCAGCGGUAUCAAAAUAGGAUAGAGAUGGGUAUCCACAAAGAUAUUGACGGGAAGUCGGCGGAGAAGUUAUUAGGCAUUGAAGGGGGCGAUGAGUCGAAGGUCUUGGUAUACAACGCUGGUGAAAAGACACCGACGAGAUAUAACGGUAAAACGAAACUAGAGCCAUUGUCAAAGUUUUUCGACGUGUUACUACGUGAAAGUGGCUCAAAGGACGAAGAAGAGCAAGAGCAAGAAAGAAAGCAGAAGCAGAAGGAACAGGAGAAGGAGCAAGAGAAGGAGAAGAAGGAAAAGGAAAAGAGGGGAAAGGAGAAGGAGAAGGAGAAGAAGGAACAAGAGAAGAAGGCAAAGAAAGAGAAAACAAAGAGGGAGAAGGCAAAGGAGCAGGAGAAAGUGGAGAAGAAAGCGGCAGAAAGUGAAAGUACAACACAUGAGAAAGCUUCAGAGGAAUCUGAAUCGAGCGAACGUGUGGCAGAACACCCUAAAGAUGAGCUUUGAUUUCCACAUAUUUACAUGUACAGGCGCUGUAGCGAGAUAAGUUCUGUGCUCCGUAUGGUUAAAAACGUAUUCAAGUAGAUCAACGUCACGACAUGAAGCUCG